AUGUCGUCAUCGUCAACAACUUGUACAAAAUGGUACACAGUACGUCAAUUAAAAAUCUUUCAAUUCACAUUUGGUUCUUAUCUAACAAUUCAUUUUGCAUAUUUAAUUCCUCAUGUGACGGAAUUAUUUAGUCGUACUGGUAUGAUUGCUGAUCCACAAUGGAAUCCAACAUAUGGUUACUUUCCAAAUAUUCUUCAUUGGAUUGAUUAUUCUCCUAAACUUUUGAGUGUUUUUAUUAUUUCUUUGACAUGUUUGUCAGUGAUGUUUGCCUUGCGACUUGUUGCACCACGUCUUAUCGCUUUUUUGUUGUGGUAUGGAUGGGCAUGUCUCUUAAAUCGUAAUGUACUUAUUUUGAAUCCUGGCAUUCCGUAUGUUGGUUUACUUCUCUUGGCAUUUAGUCUUAUUACUUUUACAAAUUCAAAGAAAGAUGAUGAAGAAAAUAAUGAACUUGAAAUUAGUCCACAAGUCUUUCCUUGGCUCUAUUGGGGAGGUUGGACUUUGUAUGCAUUAGGUUAUACAAUAAGCGGCUUACACAAAUUACAAUCACCUAGUUGGAUUGAUGGUAGUGCGUUGAGUUACGUCUUAAAGUCUCCUUUAUCACGUGAUAAUGGUUUAUGUCAGUUUUUACUUAAUACCCACCCAAUUAUUCUUCAAACAUGUACUUGGACAUCACUUUUUGCAGAAAUUUCAUUUGUUCCUCUUGGUCUCUUUUAUCAUACGCGCAAACUUUAUUGGUUUUCUUUUCUUGCUCUUCAUAUUGGAGUUUUAUUACUCGUCAAUUUCACUGAUCUCACACUCGGAAUCUUAGCUAUGCAUUUUUUUCUAUUUGAUCCUCGUUGGUUAUUUUGA
Rotaria sp. Silwood2 is the source of this 849-nucleotide messenger RNA. The record is from the annotation of a GenBank genome assembly. Lineage: Eukaryota; Metazoa; Rotifera; Eurotatoria; Philodinida; Philodinidae.